AACAAUAGAAAGCAAAACGAGCGUUAACUUUUCAUCAGAGACAGAGAGAGGAACGGAGUAUUAGAGACAGGACUGUGGCUUCUAUACUUAAAUCAGCCGAAACUGCUGAACAGAAACUACUCUCCACACGGUGCAGCUGUAGUACAGUAGCUACUCUUCAGCAUGAACAUCCACACCCUGAUCCUUUUGGUCUCCACUUUAUCUCUAGUCUCCUCACUGGAAGGCAACCCAAAGCCAUGCAUGCGGGCAAAGAGCAACAAUGCUCACUCUGUCUUUCUUAAGCGCCACCUGCCCGACGGCGUACCCAAGACAUGGGACCAGAACGUGUGGAACACGCUGCUUAGACAAAUUAAUACAUGUGGCAGACCCACGCAGUCCUUCUUCCACCAAAAUGACAGGGAGCGUGUAAACGCGGUGUGCACUAAAGGCGGUGGAAAGCAGCUCUCUGGAAACCUGUGCAUCAGCAAGGAGAAAUUCUCCUUUGUUACAGUGCGUGUGGAUGUGGGUGAGGGUUUGUGCGGCAUCAAGAGCAUGCGCAACGAGACCAAGCACAUCAUUCUUGCUUGCGAUGAGGUUGGGGAUGCAUGUCGGCCUGUCCACUUUGAGGGGAACCCAAACAGCCUCGUGCCUAAUAAUAAUGAUCGGGACUGCGGAGAAGGUUCACAGCCGGGGUCAGGAUUUAAGGCGGUCAUAUCAAAAAGCCUUGUUGUCUUCACUUUAAUUGUGCUGACAUUCAUUUUGUGACCUGCCUGUUAGUAUUUUUAGAUGUUAUUUUUACGCAGCAGUAUUACAAUAAAGACGUGUAUUAUUAGAUUUUCGUACAUGAACUCCUAUAGUGUUAAAUGAACAUUUUCAGUGUUGGAUCACCAGUAAUGUUUAAAUAACACAUAGAUUUAAGUAACUCCAGUGAUUUGUAUGCAAAAUAGGAACCCACUGACUUGCUCACCGUCUGUAUCAGUAGGAUAAAGUAAAAUUGAUUUCAUGCAAAUUUGUUAGAGUAAAAUUUGUUACUUUUUUCAUGUUUUUACUUCUAUAAGUUUUGAUAUCAGUUUAUAUGAACUCACUUGACAACAGCAGAUAUUACCACUGUCUUUCAGUCCAUCUGAGGUCCAGAGAAUUCGUCUGUGUUUCUGCAUAAAAUAGAUGUAUGGCUUUCUCUUUGCAUAAUAAGAGUUGACAGUUGUAUUUCCUGAUGCAGUGGUAGACUGUGUUAAGUGACAAAUGUUUUCUGAAGUACUUAUUGAGCAAAUGUGGCUAUAUUUAUGACGGUAGCGUGACGGUUUCUCAUGCAAUGCCACACAAAUGUCACAAAAAUUUACUGAAAAAAUAAAUAAAAAUUGAAAUGAAAUAACA
Trichomycterus rosablanca is the source of this 1353-nucleotide messenger RNA. RefSeq lists its product as uncharacterized. The record is from RefSeq and is a predicted model, not a curated record. The coding region runs from base 163 to 744 and encodes 193 amino acids. The transcript has 2 exons. NCBI's taxonomy places the organism in Eukaryota, Metazoa, Chordata, Actinopteri, Siluriformes, Trichomycteridae.